Bombus pascuorum is the source of this 941-nucleotide messenger RNA. RefSeq names its product peroxiredoxin 2-like (gene Prx2). NCBI's taxonomy places the organism in Eukaryota, Metazoa, Arthropoda, Insecta, Hymenoptera, Apidae. The coding region runs from base 168 to 755 and encodes 195 amino acids. The record is from RefSeq and is a predicted model, not a curated record. Gene Ontology annotation, biological process: removal of superoxide radicals; cell redox homeostasis; cellular response to stress. The transcript has 4 exons. Gene Ontology annotation, cellular component: cytosol. Gene Ontology annotation, molecular function: thioredoxin peroxidase activity.
UUAGAUGGCGGUAUGUACAUACUACAGAUGGCGCAUGUAGUCUUCUUCGAUUGCGGUUGCAAAUAUUACUACGUAUAUUCUACUGGAACCAAUUACCAUUCACAUACUUCUUGUGAGAGAGUUCACUUGAUUUUACGUAUAAAAUACGAAUAAUACAAAACAUAAUCAUGCCAGUCCCAGCACUUCAGAAACCUGCUCCUGCUUUCCAUGGUACUGCAGUUGUAAAGGGAGAAUUUAAAGAAAUUUCCCUUUCUGACUACAAAGGGAAAUAUGUUGUACUGUUCUUCUAUCCAUUGGACUUUACAUUUGUUUGCCCAACUGAAAUCAUUGCCUUUUCUGAUCGUGCCGAAGAAUUUGAGAAAAUUGGUUGUAAACUCAUUGCUGCAUCUACUGAUUCUCACUUCAGUCACUUGGCAUGGGUAAAUACACCACGUAAACAGGGUGGUCUUGGUGAAAUGAACAUUCCCCUUCUUGCUGACAAAAGCACUAAAAUUGCACGCGAUUAUGGCGUGCUUGAUGAAGAAAGCGGAAUUCCAUUCCGUGGUCUCUUUAUCAUAGAUGACAAACAAAAGCUACGUCAAGUUACUAUUAAUGAUUUACCAGUUGGCAGAUCUGUUGAUGAGACUCUGCGUUUAGUUCAAGCAUUCCAGUAUACUGAUAAACAUGGAGAAGUAUGUCCUGCUGGUUGGAAACCAGGAAAGAAGACUAUGAAGCCUGAUGUGGCUGCUUCUAAGGAAUACUUCAAGGAUACAUAAAUGCAUCAAUUAAAAAGAUUCCUACAUCUUAUUAAAGCUGUCAUUUGUGUAUAAUACUUUAUCCGUACUAAAACCCAGUAUAUUAUUUUGUAAUGAAUAGGAUGUUAUUUAAAUAUCAAUGCUAAUUAUAUUUUCAAUAUGAACUAUUUUCAUUCCCUAUAAUAAAUGUAUUUCAUAUAUUGUGUA